UCUGCAGCCACCGUCAUUACUUCUCUCUUUCCUGACGCAAUCAAACCUUCUCGCUCAAUUGAUACCUAAUAUGGAGAAUCCAGUAAUCCAGCAACUCCGGCAAGAGCUUCAAGUAGAAUGCCUCGCGCGAGAAAAAGCCGAGCAAACCCUCGACGUAAAAACCUCCGAGCUCAACACGAUACGCACAAACUGGACGACAACAGCCCGGGAACUAGACCAGCUCAGAGUCUCUACGGCACCAAAGUCCCUUAUUCUCACAGACGACCAUCUAAGGGAUAAACUCGCCCUUUUAAGAUAUCAGACCCGGAACCUGGCUAUACUGUAUUUCGAUGGGGACCUGACUCAAGCUGCUAAAGCAAAUCCGACGAGCUUACUAGAUCCGUAUCUCAAACCCACAACUCCCGGGACGAACACUUAUGAGAUUCUUCUCAAUUCCUCUAAUGCUGCGCAGAAGGUCGUACGGGCAUACAUAUGGCGCGUUCUAGUUGGCGAGGUUUUCGGCCAAUUUUUAUGGGCUGGAGAUAUCGGUCAACACAUGGCAGUUAUUGGAAGUCUUUUACGACCUAGCGGGGACCCUCCCGAUCCAGUAGCAGAGCGCAAAUUCGCGCUCUGGUCGAAUGACACAACGCAGAUUCUUCUAGACGCUCUCGGUCUCAGGAUAGAAGCAGAGGGACACGAUGUCCGAUACGCGACUCCUCGAGUCAAGACCCUCGUGUCGCUCAUACUUGAAACGAUAUCUCCCUUCCUCCGGGAAAAGGAAGGGCAGUUGCAAACUACACUGCUGGAGAUAGUAGACGCAGCCAUAAAACUAGACAAAGAGAUGUGUCAACAGAUCACCAGGUUGACAUGGGUAUUUGGAGAUAUGGAAGCAGGAACCGUUGUCCUCGCGCCUGGGUUGAAGAGGAGGGGAAGGUCGGACGGGAAGGAGUUUGAGACAGAGAAAGUGGUAUUGAUUAAAGAGAUUAGUCUUGAGCCUGGGUUGAAAAUGGGGAAAGUUGGCUAGUAUUCCUUAACUAGAUUUGUGUUGAGAUCUGAUGCGUGUUAGUCCCGGUGGUUGUUCCACCUCCAAAGAUUCCUGGUUCAGAGGCUUGGGCAUACAUUCCUAAGCCACAUAAUCCGCCUCCUGAUCCCGGACCUUCAAAACCUUCACUUGCUCCUCCAAAAGUUGGUCCGCAGGUCCGCUUCGUCAAUUCAUUAUCUGCAUCUCGGGGCGCGCCAGCAAGUCAUCCCUCCCAUCGAUCUCGCACCAGAAAAUCAGAACCUUCCGAUGCCGCUUCAUCCAGUAAAACGCAGGCUCCAGAUCUCGACCCCGAAUCUCCGCCCUUGCUUUCCUUCGAGCCAGUUUCCCUGAUCAAUCCAAUCAUCCGACACCGCCUGAAGACUCAAGGACGAGAGCCUAAGUU
Molecule: messenger RNA, 1403 nt
Organism: Mollisia scopiformis
Lineage: Eukaryota; Fungi; Ascomycota; Leotiomycetes; Helotiales; Mollisiaceae
Exons: 2
Coding region: 71-1003 (310 amino acids)
Source: RefSeq, a predicted model, not a curated record